Messenger RNA from Eublepharis macularius, 1016 nucleotides. It is a transcript of the gene TMEM101, whose product is annotated as transmembrane protein 101. The transcript is spliced from 4 exons. The record is from RefSeq and is a predicted model, not a curated record. Lineage: Eukaryota; Metazoa; Chordata; Lepidosauria; Squamata; Eublepharidae. Gene Ontology annotation, biological process: positive regulation of canonical NF-kappaB signal transduction. The coding region runs from base 42 to 827 and encodes 261 amino acids.
GCCUGGCGGGUGGAGCGCCAGGAGUUUCGCCCUGCAGCAAGAUGAGGGCGGGCAGCGGAGGUUCCGGGCGGCGGCUGCGCGGGGCGCUGCGGCUGCUGAUGCGGGUCGGGUCGGUGCUGCUCACGCGCUUUCCGUUCUGGCACUGCUUCAGCGGCCUCCUUCUCAAUGCCGAGCGUGCCGAGGCCCGCAGGAAACCGGACAUCCCAGUCCCAUAUCUCUACUUUGAUAUGGGGGCUGCGGUUCUGUGCGCCAGCUUUAUGUCCUUUGGGGUGAAGCGCCGGUGGUUUGCCCUGGGGGCUGCUCUACAGCUGGCUGUCAGCACUUAUGCAGCGUAUCUUGGGGCCUAUGCACAUUACGGAGAUUGGCUGAAGGUUAGGAUGUAUUCACGGACGAUAGCCAUUAUUGGCGGCUUCUUGGUCUUGGCAAGUGGAGCUGGUGAGAUCUACCGCCAGAAACCCCGAAACAGGUCACUGCAGUCUACUGGGCAGGUUUUCAUUGGCAUCUACCUCAUUUGUGUGGCCUACACCCUUCAGCAUAGCAAGGAAGACCGCCUGGCCUAUCUCAGUGGCAUCCCAGGUGGGGAAAUCGCCUUACAGCUUCUCUUCGUCCUCUAUGGCGUCCUUGCCCUCUCCUUCCUGUCUGGUUAUUACAUCACUCUGGCAGCCCAGAUCCUGUCAGUCAUCCUCCCCCUGGUGGUGCUCUUCAUCGACGGCAAUUUGGGAUAUUGGCAUGACUCCCGACGAGUCGAGUUCUGGAACCAGAUGAAGUUGAUCGGGCAGAACAUUGGCAUCUUUGGGGCCGCCAUAAUUUUGGCCACUGAUGGCUGACAUUGGACCUCCGUGUGAGACCGGAGAUUACAGUGGUGGUUUUGGGGUGGGGAUGGGGUUGCAGAAGAGGGAAAAAAAGACUAAGUUUUUUAAAUCAUGUAUUUAUUUUUGGGUUUUUUGAUUGCAUUAUGAAAAUAUUUUGUUCGUCCCCUUUGCCAACUAAAUGAAGCAAAUGGAUUUUCUUCAAAA